Molecule: messenger RNA, 4717 nt
Organism: Struthio camelus australis
Lineage: Eukaryota; Metazoa; Chordata; Aves; Struthioniformes; Struthionidae
Source: RefSeq, a predicted model, not a curated record
CGUCGCUGACGGCCGCGCUGCCCAAGCUGUUCGCCGAGGAGCAGCUGCAGACCGGUGCGGUGCUGGGGGCGAUGCUGGGGCUCGGCCUCUUCGUGGUCCUCGUUGCUGCCGCCAUCGCGGUGCUGGUGCGCAGGCUGCGCCUCAAGAAGGUGCCAGCUCAGGAGACGCCCAAGUACCGUUUCCGCAAGCGGGACAAGAUGCUCUUCUACGGGCGCAAGAUCAUGCGCAAGGUUUCCCAGUCCACCUCGUCCCUCGUAGACACCACCAUUUCCAGCACCUCCCGGCCCCGCAUGAAGAAGAAGCUCAAGAUGCUGAAUAUUGCCAAAAAGUUCCUGCGCAUCAAGAAGGAGUUGCCCACGCUGCAGCUGAAGGAACCUCCGCCGUCAGUGCUGGAGGCCGACCUGACCGAGUUCGACGUGGCUAAUUCCCACCUGCCCUCCGAAGUGCUCUACAUGCUGAAAAACGUGCGGGUGCUGGGUCACUUUGAGAAGCCGUUGUUUCUGGAGCUUUGCAAACACAUGAUCUUCCAGCAAUUCCAGCAGGGAGAAUACGUCUUCCGACCCGGGCAGCCCGAUACCAGCAUUUACGUGCUGCAGGACGGCAAGUUGGAGCUCUUCCUGACGGAGCCGGAUGGGAAGGAAACGGUCAUGAAGGAGGUAUUCGCAGGCGACAGCGUGCACAGCUUGCUCAGCAUCCUCGACGUCAUCACGGGGCACCAGCGGCCGUACCGGACGGUGUGCGCCCGGGCAGCAGAGGACUCCACCGUGCUGCGGCUGCCCGUUGAGGCCUUCUCGGCAGUGUUUGAGAAAUACCCCGAGAGCCUGGUGCGGGUGGUGCAGAUCAUCAUGGUGCGCUUGCAACGCGUCACCUUCCUGGCCCUGCACAACUACCUGGGGCUCACGAAUGAGCUCUUCAGCCACGAGAUGCAGCCACUGCGGCUCUUCGCCCAGCCCAGCCACGCAGCCCGCACCAGCCCCGUGCGCCACAGCAAGCGGGUCCUGAGCGCUGCCGUCGCUGAUGAGGGCAGGGAGAGCACAGCCAGGCCCCCAGAGGCAGCCAGGGAGCUGGCUGACCCGUUGAAGGCAGGAGCCCUGGAUGCCCCUGUGCCGCCGUUACUGAGCCGUUGCAUCUCGAUGCCAGUGGAUAUCUCCGGCAUCCAAAAAGGUCCCCGCUCCGACUUUGACAUGGCCUAUGAGCGUGGCCGCAUCUCGGUAUCGCUGCAGGAGGACAGCACCGGUGCCCUGGCCUCCUUCUCCCGGUCCAUCUCCCAAGAGCCCAAGGAGCGUAAGUCAGUGACAGUGGAGGAGCAGCCGUCGAGCAUCUACCACUACAACUAUUGCGAGGACGAGGCGGUGAGCGGUGAUGGCCUCUUCGGGCCCUCUCAGGGCCGCCAGAGCAGCACCAUCUUCGAGGCAGCGAAGCGGGAGCUGGUGAAGCUCAUGAAGGUGGAGGACCCGUCGCUGCUCAACAACCGCGUCUUGCUCCAUCAUGCCAAGGCUGGGACAGUCAUCGCCCGUCAAGGGGACCAGGACGUGAGCCUCCACUUCGUGCUCUGGGGCUGCCUGCACGUGUACCAGCGGAUGAUCGACAAGGCAGAGGACGUGUGCCUCUUCCUGACGCAGCCCGGCGAGAUGGUGGGCCAGCUGGCCGUGCUCACCGGCGAGCCCCUCAUCUUCGAGAUGCAGCCACUGCGGCUCUUCGCCCAGCCCAGCCACGCAGCCCGCACCAGCCCCGUGCGCCACAGCAAGCGGGUCCUGAGCGCUGCCGUCGCUGAUGAGGGCAGGGAGAGCACAGCCAGGCCCCCAGAGGCAGCCAGGGAGCUGGCUGACCCGUUGAAGGCAGGAGCCCUGGAUGCCCCUGUGCCGCCGUUACUGAGCCGUUGCAUCUCGAUGCCAGUGGAUAUCUCCGGCAUCCAAAAAGGUCCCCGCUCCGACUUUGACAUGGCCUAUGAGCGUGGCCGCAUCUCGGUAUCGCUGCAGGAGGACAGCACCGGUGCCCUGGCCUCCUUCUCCCGGUCCAUCUCCCAAGAGCCCAAGGAGCGUAAGUCAGUGACAGUGGAGGAGCAGCCGUCGAGCAUCUACCACUACAACUAUUGCGAGGACGAGGCGGUGAGCGGUGAUGGCCUCUUCGGGCCCUCUCAGGGCCGCCAGAGCAGCACCAUCUUCGAGGCAGCGAAGCGGGAGCUGGUGAAGCUCAUGAAGGUGGAGGACCCGUCGCUGCUCAACAACCGCGUCUUGCUCCAUCAUGCCAAGGCUGGGACAGUCAUCGCCCGUCAAGGGGACCAGGACGUGAGCCUCCACUUCGUGCUCUGGGGCUGCCUGCACGUGUACCAGCGGAUGAUCGACAAGGCAGAGGACGUGUGCCUCUUCCUGACGCAGCCCGGCGAGAUGGUGGGCCAGCUGGCCGUGCUCACCGGCGAGCCCCUCAUCUUCACCAUCAAGGCCAACCGCGACUGCACCUUCCUCAAGAUCUCCAAGUCGGACUUCUACGAGAUCAUGCGGGAGCAGCCCAGCGUGGUGCUGAGCAUCGCCCACACCGUGGCCGCCCGCAUGUCGCCCUUUGUGCGCCAGAUGGACUUUGCCAUCGACUGGAUGGCGGUGGAGGCCGGGCGUGCGCUCUACAGGCAGGGCGACAAGUCAGACUGCACCUACAUUGCGCUCAAUGGGCGCCUCCGCUCCGUGAUCCAGAAGGGCAGCGGCAAGAAGGAGCUCAUCGGCGAGUACGGCCGCGGGGAUCUCAUCGGUGUGGUGGAAGCCCUCACUCGGCAGCCCCGAGCCACCACGGUCCACGCCGUCCGGGACACGGAGCUGGCCAAGCUGCCUGAGGGGACCUUGAACAACAUCAAGCGCAGAUACCCCCAGGUUGUCACCCGCCUCAUCCACCUGCUGAGCCAGAAGAUCCUGGGAAACCUGCAGCAGCUCCGGGGCCCCUUUGCAGGCUCCGGUUUGGGCAUGGCCUCCAGCUCAGAGCCCACCAACCCCACCAGCAACCUGUCAACGGUGGCAGUGCUGCCGGUGUGUGACGACGUGCCCACAGCUGCCUUCACCCUGGAACUCAAGCAUGCGCUCAAUGCCAUUGGUCCCACGCUGCUCCUCACCAGUGAUAUCAUCCGCGCCCGGCUCGGCUCAUCGGCACUGGACAGCAUCCACGAAUACCGCCUAUCGGGCUGGCUGGCCCAGCAAGAAGACAUCCACCGCAUUGUACUCUACCAAACCGACUGCACCUUGACACCCUGGACCGUGCGCUGCAUCCGGCAGGCAGACUGCAUCCUCAUCGUGGGGCUGGGAGACCAGGAGCCGGCGCUGGGAGAGGGGGGCCCCCGGAGGCAGCUGAUCCUGCUGCACCGCGAGGAUGGCGCCAGCCCUUGCCGCACCGUCGAGUGGCUCAACAUGCGCAGCUGGUGCUCCGGUCACCUACACAUCAAGUGUCCCCGGCGCGUCUUCUCCCGCCGCAGUCCUGCCAAGCUGAGGGAGAUGUACGAGAAAGUGUUUGAGAAAAACGCCGACCGGCACAGUGACUUCUCCCGCCUGGCGCGAGUGCUCACCGGCAACACCAUCGCCCUGGUCCUGGGUGGAGGCGGCGCCAGGGGCUGUUCCCACAUCGGGGUAAUCAAAGCCAUGGAGGAGGCGGGGAUCCCCAUCGACAUGAUCGGCGGCACCUCCAUCGGCUCCUUCAUCGGCGCGCUCUACGCCGAGGAACGCAGUGCCGUGCGCACCAAGCAGCGGGCCCGCGAGUGGGCCAAGUGCAUGAAUUCGGUGUUUGAGACUGUCCUGGACCUCACCUACCCCAUCACCUCCAUGUUUUCGGGCUCAGCCUUCAACGCCAGCAUCAAUAAGGUUUUCCAGGAUAAGCAGAUCGAGGACCUGUGGCUGCCCUACUUCAACGUGACGACCGACAUCACAGCCUCUGCCAUGCGGGUGCACACGGACGGUAAGAGCUCACCAGGCUGCUGGUGCACCCCAAGGAUUUGGGGGGGACCUCUCCAAGCCCUGUCGCACCACAUUUCGGCGUCCCUCCCGCCACUCUGCGACCCCAAGGACGGCAACUUGCUGAUGGACGGUGGUUACAUCAACAACCUGCCAGCUGACAUCGCCCGCAACAUGGGUGCCAAGACGGUGAUUGCCAUCGAUGUGGGCAGCCAGGAUGAGACGGACCUGUGCAACUACGGUGACAGCCUCUCAGGCUGGUGGCUCCUCUGGAAACGUCUCAACCCUUGGGCUGAAAAAGUCAAGGUCCCCGAUAUGGCAGAGAUCCAGUCGCGCCUGGCCUAUGUGUCAUGCGUGCGGCAGCUGGAGGUGGUCAAGUCCAGCUCCUACUGCGAGUACAUCCGGCCCCCCAUCGACCGCUUCAAGACCAUGGAUUUUGGCAAGUUUGACGAAAUCUAUGACGUGGGCUACCAGCACGGCAAGGUGGUCUUUGAUGGCUGGAGCCGCGGCGACAUCAUCGAGAAGAUGGUGAAGGACCGGCGCUCAGCCGACUUCUACAUGCUCAUGGACGUGCUGACGAGCCCCAGCGCUGGCUUCACGGACCUGGCAGAGAUCGUGUCCCGCAUCGAGCCCGCCAAGAGCUACCUGUCGGACGGUUAUGCGGACGAAGAGUCCGACUACCUCACUGAGUACGAGGAAGAGGGGCUGGAGGUGGCACGGGGUGAGGAGGAGGCCUUCACCCCCGCCGAGUGGCCUGGGGCCUCCGAGACAGUGAGUGCAUCCAUGUAGGC